AGUGGGCGUAUUUAAGCCUCUGGCGCGGGAGUAUCGGAGAAGAGUCGAGCGAACGGGAAACCGAGGUUAAGAAAAAGCAGGCAGGGUUUCGAGAAAAAAAAUGAACGUCAGUGGAAAAGUAAAGCAGGGCCACCAGAAGUCCAAUGAGAACAUAAAGAGCCUUCUCACACCUUCUCAAAAGACUAUGGGACCUGCCAGGCAAACCCUGCAAGUUCGUCAGGUUAACUCAGACCUGGGGAGGUCAGCUAAGGCCGGAAAGGUUGGUCCAAAGCGGAAGAAUUGGACGGCUGAGCAAAUCAGAGGAUCAAAGAGGGUCAAGAUGGAAGUCAAAUCCACUCAAACAGAAGCAGCUGAUGGGUUAAUAGAUGGCAUGUCCAAAGAAGCAUAUGAGCUCAUGGUCAAAGAAACUCCACCUUCCACCUACUGGAAAGAGGUAGCAGAGGAGCGACGGAAAGCACUGUACAAUGUUCUACAGGAGAAUGAGAAGCUCCACAAAAGCAUAGAGGCCAGAGAUGAGCAGCUAACGAAGCUUCAGAGUGAAAAUGAAGAGCUGCAGGAGCUCGCUCAACAUGUCCAGUACAUGGCUGACAUGAUUGAGAGACUGACUGGGAAAUCUCCUGACAAUCUGGAUGAGCUCAGAGGGAUUGCCUUUGAUGAAGAUGAGGCUGAACAUGAAGGCGACGACUUGGCAGAUCAGAGUGAAAACGAUCCACACUACAGUUACGGCUCUGCAGAAGAGCUAUCGGAUGAUGAAGAACCAGGACCCUCAGGACUCCAGAACUAAUACUGCAUGACUUUGACAUUUUGACCUGAGUAAGCUUUGACUGCAACGAGUACUUCGUUUGAAGGAGAUGAGCUUUAAAGAUGUGCAUGUACUCUAAAUUCAGCCUGCAAUUUUUUUUUAAAAUAUAUUUUUCAUCAUUGCUUUCUCAAGUUUUUAAGGGUCUUAAGAAACUAAGCCAGUGAAGGUUUCCUUUAACAGACGACCCCUUGAUGUGUCAUAGUAAGACAAGUACAGAUGUGAACUAAGCUGCUGGCACCUGAAAGACUUCCAUGUCAGGGUGUCCACAACCAUUAGUCUAAAAGAAGUUUACCUUGGCCAGGUGAAACUAAAAUGCUUGUCCAACGUGCUUCUUUUGGCACUUGAUUUGUCUUGUGGCUCCUGUUGAGCAACAGUGUUUACAAAUUUUACUUGAACACCUGUUUUUCCCUGUUGUGAUAAGUUAAAUGUGCACUGUUGGUCAGUUAUUUACUGCCAGAUGUGGCAAAGAGCAUGGCCCUGAAAUGUUGCCUCACUGUAAAAUUUUGAAGUUGGUGUAAAUAAACUUUAUAUUUUAAAUCUUGA
Pundamilia nyererei is the source of this 1345-nucleotide messenger RNA. RefSeq names its product geminin DNA replication inhibitor (gene gmnn). Gene Ontology annotation, cellular component: nucleus. Lineage: Eukaryota; Metazoa; Chordata; Actinopteri; Cichliformes; Cichlidae. Gene Ontology annotation, biological process: negative regulation of cell cycle; negative regulation of DNA replication. The transcript has 7 exons. The record is from RefSeq and is a predicted model, not a curated record. Bases 101 to 784 code for a protein of 227 amino acids.